AUGAAUUCAUCUUCUUCUUCCACACCUAAUUCCAACAAUGCGAAUACGAACACAACCACCACUCGACCCAGAACACCACUUGUCAAAACUCUCUUUCAAAUCAUUCUAUUCGCAUGCAUUGGUCUUAUUGGAUUGAUCAGUGUCAGAACCUAUCUCUUCAUUCAAGAAUCCAAUCGGAAUAUUCAACAAGAUUUUGAAACUCGAAUCAAAGAAGGAAAAUCCAUUCAUCAUUCAUCUUCUAAACACUUUCAACAAUUAAAUUGGGAUGAAAAGGAAAGAAAUUCUGCUAUUCACAGAUUACAAAGAGCCAUUCAAUUUCCAACCAUUCAUCAUGUCAAAGAUUAUGAAAUAUUUCAAAAAUUAUUUGAUCAAAUGUUUAAAGAUUUUCCAUUACUCUUUGAAGGACCAUCUGCAGUUUUAAAAGAAGUGACUCAUGAAAUUAGUAGACAAAUGUCCUUUAAUAAUUCUAAUAAUAAUACUUCUACUAGUUCUACUUCUACUUCUACUAAUAAUAGUCAUUCCAGUAACAUUCCUUCAGAAGAUUCUAUUCUUGCUGCACGUGUCUUUGUUUGGCGAUCCAAUAAUCAUCAUCAUAAACUUCCAAUCAUGCUCACAGGUCAUGUCGAUGUCGUUCCCAUCAAUGAUGAAUCAAAAUGGACCUAUCCACCCUUUAGUGGAAUGAUUGUCAAUGAGGGUAGUAGUAGUUCAAGUAGUAGUAGUGGCAGUACCAUCGACUCUUCAACCAGUCAAACAUAUUUAUAUGGACGUGGUUCAUUGGAUGACAAAAAUGGAGUUUAUGAAAUUCUAGAAGCAUUGAAUCAAAUACGAAGAGAGAAUUUAUUACAACAACCUGAUCGAGAUAUUUAUGUUGUGAUUGGAAUGGAUGAAGAAAUUGGUGGAGAACAUGGUGCAAAGAAGGUCACUUCCUACUUUUUAAAGAAAAAUAUAAAAUUUUCAUUCAUUUUAGAUGAAGGAGGAAUGAUUGCAGAUCAUCAAUUUCCAACCAUUCAUUCACCAGUAGCAUUUGUUGCCAAUGCAGAGAAGGGAUUUUGUAAUUUUGAAAUUCGAGUACAAUGUGAACCAGGUCAUUCCUCAAUGCCAAAACCAAAUUCAUGUAUUCACAUGUUGAGUAAGGCAAUGAUUCAAAUUCAAUCCAAUCCAAUGAAGGCACACAUCUCAAUUCUUCGUAGAAUGAUUCAUCAAUUAGCACCUCUAUCCAAUUCCAUGAUCUUUAAAAUAGUAGCAGCGAAUAUGGAUCUCUUUGCACCAUUUUUGGAUUAUGUGCUGAGUUAUGUGGGAGGUGCACCCAAUGCAGUUGUGAGGACCACAUUUGCUCCUACCAUCAUUUCUGCAGGUGUUGCUGAAAAUGUAUUACCUUCUACAGGUACUUUGUUAGUGAAUACACGAUUAGCACCCUAUGAUUCGAUUCAAGAUGUAUUGAAACAUUUAGAACAAGUCGUAUUGAAUGUCGCAACGAAGACUGAUUCAACAUACUCGAGUAACCUGACAGUCACUGCACUCCCAAAGAAUUGUGAUGAAGCCAGUCGUGUCUCAUGUCACGAUUGUUUAGAAUUUAAUAUUAUUAAGAAAUCCAUUCAUCAAAUGCAACCUGAUGUCUUUGUAGUUCCUUAUUUAUUUAUUGCUGGAAGUGAUUCCAAGCACUAUAGAAAAUUAAGUGAUUAUGCCUAUGGUUAUUUACCCAUGAGACUUGUAAAGGCUCACGAUGAUCUCGCUCGUAUUCAUGGACACAAUGAGAGAAUUAGUACACAAAAUUAUUUAGAAUCUGUGAAUGUGUAUACUGCCAUUAUUCUUAAUGCUAAUGAAAUGCUCAAAGACAGACCAUAA
Messenger RNA from Naegleria lovaniensis, 1845 nucleotides. RefSeq lists its product as uncharacterized. The transcript has 2 exons. Lineage: Eukaryota; Heterolobosea; Eutetramitea; Acrasida; Naegleriidae. The record is from RefSeq and is a predicted model, not a curated record. Gene Ontology annotation, molecular function: hydrolase activity. The coding region runs from base 1 to 1845 and encodes 614 amino acids.